CGUUUAUCUGUCAGCCAAUCAUCACUCUUUAUCCCACAAUGCACUGCGUCACAAACUGCAAGCGCGAAUUAUCCCAAGCCACACUUUCCUUUUGUUCGAUAUUGGACGGUUUAAAAACCCCUUUGUCACAUAAAGGCAACCUUGGAACUGAAGGCGGCCAGUAAUGACAACAAGCAACACUACGGUUCUUAAAGAUGUCGUUGCCUAUGUGGAUGUGUGGUCAUCUGACAAGAGAGCCAACUAUUCGAAACCGUUUAUUCAGCAGCUACUGGAAAUGGGUGCUCAGGUAUCAAAAACAUUCAAUAAACAAGUCACCCAUGUUGUAUUUCACAACGGUCAUCCUGCGACAUGGAGGAAAGCCAAGAAAAGUCAUGUGAAGCUUGUCUCUGUUCUUUGGAUAGACAGAUGUCAUGAAGAAGGAGUGCAUGGGGAUGAAGAGUUGUAUCCAGCCUCAAAUGAUGAAAGUAAUCCAGUAUUAAGAAACAAGAAACACCGUUGCAUGCAGCCUAGAGACUGUCCACAGAGGACGCCAGAAAAUGACAGACGCAUGAAGAAGAAGUUAGAUAAGUUGAUGAAGGACAUGGCUCCCAAGCAACCAAUGUUCACAGAUGUGUCACCUAUUUUUAUUGAUGAAGACAGUGGAAUUGUGUACAGCCCUGCGUGUAAAAGGGCCGAUUACAUGGCAGAGCGGUUAAAAGACAUGAAAGAGAAACAUGCAAAUAUCUCACCCACUGCCUCACAAUUGAUUGAAUCCUCUUCCCCCUCUGGGCCAAAGCCCUUGCUUGGGAACUCACCAACUGUCUUCAAAUUUUUGUAUGAUAAUUCAGACGACGAUUCCAGUGCCUCUGUUGCUGAGCUCAGCCACUCUGCUGAUAAGGAAAAUGCCUGUAAAGAAAGUGACACAACUGAGCAUACCCAACAUGACAAGUACCUUACCAAAGAAUUUGAAAAGUCUUGGCUGUCACCAUGCCCUUUGAAAUGUCCGGACUUUGAGACAAGUGAGGAAGAAGGUACCAUACAAACAAAACCAAUAAGGUCUUCAAUUGGGGAAAAAACAACAGAGAAAGCCAAGUCUGUGGGUGUAAUACAAAGUGAUGUGAAGGAGGUGACAUCUGCUGAUGGCAAAGGGACUGGCAAAGAAAAGCGUAAGUCACGCACAGAAUCCUGCAGUCCUGUUGGUAAACCACUGGAACAGUCAGCCGACCAAUCUGAAAAGGGAAGGCGAAGUAUUCAAGCAACAAAGACCAUGGUAGGGACAAAGACUUCUAACUCUCCAUUUCAGAAAAAGCGAACAAGACGCAAACCCUCUCUUUCUGCGCUUGCACAUUUGUUUAGUCCGUCCAGCGACUCUCAAAAUGUUUCUUCCAUUUCCGAUGAUGUGGGGGAUGAUAUGUUCGAGGACUUCUUCUCCAGGCCUAAUGACCACAAAAUACCCAAGAAGCCUCUUUUGCCUGGUCUGCAUGAAAUGAGAGAUCUCCACAUUCCCUUUAGGAUGGACUCUGUCCCAAAGAAAAGAAAACAAAGGAGAAGCGAUAAUGCUGAAACAGCAACCAACAACUCUAAGAAGAAGAGAGUGGAGAAAAGUGGGGACAAGUGCCGUCGUCAACAGUCUGUUGCAAAAACAGAGCAUAAAAGUCCUCCACAACAAAAUUUCAAGGAGUCCCUGCCUGCAUUGGAUCCUCCAAAUGCCACACUAACACUGAUUGCUAAAAGCAAACGGCAAAGCUCUUUACCAUUUGUUAAAUCCAGUGGAAGUGCAGCAAAACCGGUAUCUGCCUCUGUUCGGUCACCAAAGACAACAAAUGGGGCGACGUCCUUGGAGCUGCGAAAUCACACUGUUUGUCAUUUAUCUCACACUUUUCAAAGCAAAGGAAGUGAACAAAAAUCUGCAGCUGCUCUAACUGAGCUCCCAAUUGAAGGCCGGGAGAAUCAGAAUAAGCACACCGACACAAGUGAGAAAAUCAACAAAGCAAAGUCAUUUAGAACACUGGUCAUGACAAGCAUGCCUACUGACAAGCAGCAGACGGUGGUUCAAGUUGUGAAAACACUGGGUGGCUUUUCCAUCACCAAUCGAGUUUGCCAGAGCACAACUCACGUGGUUUCUGGGGAACACAGGCGGACUAUCAAUGUUUUGUUGGGCAUUGCUCGUGGCUGCUGGAUCAUCUCUUUUGAAUGGAUUCUGUGGAGUUUGGAGCAAAGGCAAUGGCUUCCAGAGGAACCAUUUGAACUUUCAGAGCUGUUUCCGGCAGCACCGAUCUGCCGUCUCCAGAGGCAUUUAUCUACCGGUAGGUACCAGCAGGACCUGUUCCAGGACCAACCGUCCAUGUUUGUGUCCCAGCGUUCCCAGCCGCCUGCAACCAGUCUGGUAGAGUUGAUUCAGCUCUGUGGGGGGAAAGUGUGUAAAGUUCUGCGUCAGGCAGGAAUCUGCAUAGGAAAAUACAGUGGCAGGAGACCAGGGGGCACCAGGAUCCUGUCUGAGCAGUGGGUGCUUGACAGCAUCACACAUCUGAAGCAACUUUCGUAUGACAGCUACAACUUGGAGUAAAGACUACUAAAUACUGUAAUGCAGUGUUUCUGCUCACAAGGGUUCUUAUCUUUCUUUGGAAUUGUGUACAGAGACUAAACAUACAUUCUCUGAAAGAUUCACCCCUCAGUGACUUUAUGUUGCUGGUUACACACAGAAAACAAUACAGUCUCAGUACUUUUAACCUUUGAUCUGUCAGUUUUUUUUAACGUGAUAUGAGAAGGCAGAUUCCCUGACCUAAAAGCAAAUGUUAUUUUUAAAAUGCGUGCUGAGCCAGUUCACUCAACUGCAGAUCACCUACUUUGACCCUUAUAAUUGAGUUGAGUUGAGUUUGAGUUUAUUUCGAACAUGCAAGCAUACAACAUGAUACAUCACAAUUUCCAGUUUCUCUUUUCAACAUGUUCGAAAAGGAGUAGGAAGAAGCAGAGCUUAUUUAAUCCUACCCCUUUUCUUUACAUAACAGUUGCAAAACUUUUUGUUCACUUCCUGUUCACAAUUUUUUCACAAUAAACUCCAUAAGUAAUCACAAUAAAAAUAAAUAAAUAAAUAAUAGUAAGAAUUUAAUAAUAAUAAUUGGUGAAGUAAGUCAUAUUUCAUAUGAUGGGAUAAGUAAGAUUACUUUAAGAAUAAAUUGAGAAUGUUUGUCAUGGUUCUUCUUCUUUGUACUUUGUAAACACUUUAAGUUUGAAGAGUUUCUUGAAGUGUAUCAUAUUAGUACAUUGUUUGAUUGCUUUGCUUAAUCCAUUCCAUAAUUUAAUUUGAUAUACUGAAGGUCUUAAGUGUUGUACGUGCAAACAAAUGUUUUAAAUUACGUUUUUCUCUUGAUUAUAUUUCUCCUCUUUUUUUGAGAAGAAUUGUUGUAUAUUAUAAUGUCAUUGUUAAUAGUAUUUCAAAUAGUACAUGUUUUCUUAUUUUCCUGUCACAAUGUUAUUUAAAACUAUUUUCUUUUGUGAAGAUGGUACAAGUUACUAGUAAUCAUAACACAUGGGACUGUUUGGUUGUAGUUGCAACUACUGCAUUAGAAAAUAGUGCAUCUACUGUACUUGAGUGAUGAAUGAAUAAUGU
Messenger RNA from Entelurus aequoreus (snake pipefish), 3589 nucleotides. It is a transcript of the gene mcph1, whose product is annotated as microcephalin 1. The coding region runs from base 164 to 2545 and encodes 793 amino acids. Lineage: Eukaryota; Metazoa; Chordata; Actinopteri; Syngnathiformes; Syngnathidae. The record is from RefSeq and is a predicted model, not a curated record. Gene Ontology annotation, biological process: mitotic cell cycle. The transcript has 15 exons.